UGCCUACAGGAGUAGGACAGAUUGAUGCGGAUUGAAGGCCAGUUGGGGUAAAGCCAGUCCUACCCAGUGAGUCAAUCAUUUGCAUCCACUCUGAAGACUUGCAAUUUGUUCAUGUCAGCUGAACGAGUAAACAUCAUAUCCUCAUCUAAACACCGUAACACAACGAGUCAUACACAGAAACCUUUUUUCUUUCAAGGCAAGCAUUCUAGUCAAGUCGAGAAAACCCAACAAUUAUCUCAGUUGAUGUGCUCUGGCGCCCUCCUCCCCUUCAGGCCGCCUUGCGAACUACUCUUUUACAGUCGGCUGAAAACUGUAUGACUGCAGCUGGAGAGACAUUAACUGUCUGCCACACAGCGAACAAGAGCGUCGUUCUUGUAAUUUUAGCUUCGAGCCACGGAAUAAAAUCUUUCCACGGUUGCCUGGGUGUGUGGAGAGGUUGGGCCUGGCUUCUGGUCUGGCUGCUUCAUCGCAACAGGCACGAGAUCCAAACAAGUAAAGCGAAUCAUUUUAUCAAAAGGCCUGAAACUCCUUUCACCAUGGAUCAGCAUCACGACUUAAACUCCAGCCUGGACGACCACGCCGCCCUCCAGUUGAACUCCGGGGAGACCAUGGCCUCGGCCGACCUGGCCAACAUGACGCUGAAGGAGCCCCAGCAUCAGCAGGAGGCCAAGAAGCCUAACGGGGUGCAAGACGAGCCUGGGCUGAAGAAAGCGACAGGAGGGGCGACGCCUACUGGUCAAGAAGAGCUCGCUGCGUCGCUAUCACCCACGCCUGGAGGUCUCAGUCCCGCCACAGAGAGCGGUCGCAGUAGCCAGUCAGGCUUUGUCGAUGGAGGGAGCGAGGACGGGGAGAGGGCUGAGCCGGUCAGCCCCAAAGCAUCUCCUGUAGCGCCUGAAGCCCCUGCUGAAAGGGACACGUCUGGGCUUUUCUCCCCUGACUCCCUGGGAUCUGAGCAGAAGAGAAGCCAAUCUGACAAGGUCUCUGUGGACCACAGUCUGAGUGGUUCUGAGUCUGAAGAUGAAGAUGAGAAGGACGUAUGUGAGAACAAGGAGGCUCCUACCUCGGUCUACGAGGACAGAAUCAGCCCGGAGGAACCUCAGAACCUUUCCUUUACAGAGAAGGAUGUAUAUGAGAGCAAGGAGGCUCCUACCUCGCUGUAUGAGGACAGAAUCAGCCCUGAGGAAUCUCACAACCUUUCCUUUACAGAGAAGGAUGUAUAUGAGAGCAAGGAGGCUCCUACCGCAGCCUACGAUGUCAGGGUCAGCACGGAGAAGCCUCAGAGCCCUCUCUUCACUGAGAAAGAGGCAAGUAAAGAGCAAGAGGAUGAAGAAAAAGAGGAGGAUAGUGACGAAGAAGAUGAUGAAGAGAGAAUAGAAGUGUCAACAAUCCGCAGGAGGCCGCGGCGUGAGCCCAGCUCUGAAGAGGAAGAGCAGGAAAAAGUGGAAUGCCGUCCUCCUGUAGUAAUUCCUGUUGCUUUGACCCCAGAGGAAGCCAAACAGCGUGUCCUGUCGUUUGACUACACAGAGCCCCAGGGACAAUCCAUGGGUCAGGGCGUCCCUGCCAAGUGGCAGAAUGGAGUGGACAAGACCUCCCCGGAAAGCAAGAGUCCUGACUCCAACAAGGCUGAUCUUGGAUCUCCCUUCUCCCCCAGCACAGUUGUUGACCGGACCCAGGACGAGUCUCUCCUUACUGAGCAACAACCAGACGCCUGCGACGAGGAGGAGCUAAAGGAAAAAGAGGUGCAGGAAAUAGCUAGUCCUUCACCCAUAACUGCUACACCACCGGAGGAUAUUGAGCCAGUCCAGCUCCAUGAUGAGCCCACGAAGACAAACCAGCAGGAGUCCGCAGAAAAAUACCUGGAGACCUCAGACGAGGAUGCCAUCGCAGCGGUUUCGGCAGCCCAGUUGGUGACCAAUGACAAGCCUGGGCAAGCCAAGCCGGCAGUCACUAAGCCCAUGGAGCUGCCUGACGGUGGGCCCGAAGGUGAUGCCCAGAGGAGUGCCACCAUAGCAGCCAAAGGCCCAGUCAGGAAGGAGAAGAAAGUGGCCACUACCACUGCUGCCCCUCCCCCCAAGACCGCAGCCGUUAAAACUCAAAAAGCAACCCCAAAAGGUGCCGCCUCACCGGGCAGAAAAGCAAAUGCUACGGGGGCCGUGCUCAAAGUCAAAGCCGGUGCAGGAGCUGGGAAGGAUGCAUCUGACAAGAAGACCCCAAAAGCUACCACUACUGCCAAAGCAUCCACCCCCAAACGCCCCUCAUCGGUCCAAACCGUCCCCAACAAACAGCCUUGGUCCUCUUCCUCGGCCCCAGUCUGCAACACUAGCAGGCCCAGCUCAAUAUUCAAACCCAGUCCAAGCAGUGCAGGAGCCAGAGAACCUAGGUCAAGGCCCGGAGAUGGGAAGACCCCCAGUUCCAAGACACCAGGGGCUAAACCACAUGGUUCUGGGUCGAAGGCACAGGCCAAGACCACUGCUGGAGUGGAUUCUCCCAAGACACCACAAGACCGUAGCGGCUACAGCAGCCCCAGCACGCCCAAGUCCCCCGCUAGCCGGGAGGUGAAGAAGGUGGCUGUGGUGCGCACCCCUCCUAAAUCGCCUGCGUCCACCAGGGGGCGCACUCCAGCCCCUCUGGCAGCCCCGAUGCCAGACUUGAAGAACGUCCGGUCCAAGAUUGGCUCCACCGAGAACAUCAAGCACUCGCCGGGUGGAGGACGGGUUCAAAUUACUCACAAAAAGAUUGACCUAAGCAACGUGCAGUCAAAGUGUGGAUCGAAGGCCAACAUUCACCACAAACCAGGUGGAGGCAAUGUGGAGAUUAAAUCUGAGAAAUUGGACUUCAAGGUUCAGUCCAAGAUUGGAUCAUUGGAAAACGUUGGCCAUGUGGCAGGAGGAGGCCAGAAGAAGAUUGAAAGCCACAAACUGAGUUUCCGCGAGACGGCGAAAGCCCGCACCGACCACGGAGCGGAGAUCGUCCCCGUGGAGAUCAUCACAGGUGGCUCACCCUCCCGUCUCCGCAGCAACGUGUCCUCCCCCGGCAGCCAGAACAUGACGGAGACGCCGCCACUGUCCACACUAGCGGACCAAGUCUCCGCCUCCCUCGCCAAGCAAGGCCUGUGAUUCGACCACGUUGCCCCACCCCCCCCCAAAAAAGAGCAUAUUAGGUUACCAAGGGAACCAACCGCGUGAUUAAAAUUAGAGAAACCAAGAUGAAAAGAAACACUGCGCUCAGCCUCUCCCUACUUCCGUGAAAUUCAAAGUCGUUCGCUGGAUUUGUUGACCGGGGAUAUCCGCCAGUGCAAAGUGGUCUAUUAAUGAUCAGCUGUUUAUGGUCUUGAUAGGCAAGCAGACAUAAAAACAUUAAAGUGAAAGCUUAGGAACAGUAUUCUGUUUACCCAAACACACGCCCAUGCCUUCUUAUAAUGACACUUACCCUACCUAGUCAACAGGUGUUGUGCGAUCGAUUGGGCGGCUCACACAAACCUCUGUGCCCGUUGCUUUGCGCGUUGCCAUGUUGUCAAUUCUUUUAUUUGUUAAUAUAGGCCUUAAAAUGUGAUGUGGCCUAACUGAAAAGGGUUCAGCGCUAGGAAUGUGCAGGCUGGUCUCAGGAGAAUAGAAACGAUUACACUUAAAAUGUUUGACAACCGAAUAAGUAACAUGUCACAUUACUUUAGGGUACAUCCCGGCCACUGGGGGCAGUGGUGAGCACAUUUGGAGUUAAAUAGUGGCCCCUGACAUUCGCUCCAGUGGUUGCAUCAACCCAGGUGUUUUUUGUGUUUGUUUUCUAACCGUAACCUUAACCCCAGUACCGUCAUAAAUAACCCUAACCUUUUUUUUGUUUUUUGUUUAACCAUAACCUAAUGUUAACCGUAACCCCAGUACUGUGAUGCCAAACGUUAAUACUAAUCCUACGACUAAUUUAUACUAUAUCAUAUGUUUAAAGUCGUAAGAUAUGAUACAUUUUAGUAGUAGUCGUAGCAUAUACGUUUUUGCAAACGAGUAAAUUAUACGAUUCAGUAGGGCAUUGUAAUGUAUCCAAACCUAAUGUAACAUAUCAUAUGAAUUCAGCUGUCACACAUUUUUGUAUACUAAGUUGAGUAUUUGCCUGAGACCAGGUUGCAAUGUGACUGUAAUACACAAUUUAGGUCCAGUGCCAAAAGACAGCUGCCUCUUCUGCUUAAAUCACUUCGAUAUUCCCUAGUUGAAAUCCACGAAGAUAUAUUUACAGAGUCCAAAAUUCAAACAUACUUCUCGUGAGUAGAUAAGUUACCGUAAUUUUAUGAAUUGCGUGUAAGAAAGAUGAAUAAACUCUACAUUUGAUAAAAUGUCACAUUGCUUGUGUUAUUGACAAAUAAAACGUACACGAAAACGACUAUCACUUAAAGUCCAUUAACCAAUUCAGGUGGAGUUAAAUAAAGACCUUUGUCUAGAUCAAAACACUUCAAGGGGAUCCCUUUGAUGUGAUUCAACGAUAUUGAUGAUGUAAAGUUAAAAGCUUAUUUGUAUGUGUAUGGUGUAGUCUACUUGCAGGCUUAUUGGCUUUUAUCACCUAUCCUCGGUUUAGGAAAUCCAUUCAUAUUGGGAAUAUAUGGAAUGAACCCGAGUCAUAAAACAUACAUCGUAGCUGCCAUGAGUUAAGAAGUGCCUAUCUCUGGUUUUACGAUCCAACACUAAUAUCUAGUCAACAUUACAAAACAACUCAUUCGUUUCACUGGCCGGCCGAACAUAGUGUUUCACGAUUGCAUUGUAAUGCCACCAGAAAAAUAAGAUCACACAUGCCCGAACAAUACUCUCCAUUUUCCCUGCAUGAAAUUCUGAAGCCUGAUCCAUAUGUCGCAUCCCGACUAUACGCUCCUCCCCAAGCGGGCACUUGCUAACCUCUGAACUGAUCCGACCCCCUUCUCAGAAGCUCCUACACGGCGCUACUCAAGUUUAGAAUUUUAACAACGGUAAAUAUUUCUUCGAGCACGAUUUCCCCCCCAAAAAACGCUGUCGAUCAAAGCUUAUGUUUCGCACUUUCUUCCUUACUAAUAGCCUUGUAGUGUGGAUGUAAUAUGUAUUAAACUCAUUUAAAACGAAUGCUUUUAGACGCACCUGCUGAACAGACCCUGCUACUAUUUAUUUUAUAUAUCGUUUUUAUACUCCUCUCCCUCGUCGUGCUCGUUCUUAUUUUCGUGAGGGAGUUUUUACACACUGAAUUUGUCAAGCUGACCCGCUGCAUAGUCAAUUCCAUCUGGCUGGUUUUGCUUCUCAUUCCUCAUGAUAUACCAUUGCAAUACGCCAAGCGGUGUUUAGCAGAUUGUAUAAGGCUACAUUGCGAAGAUAAAACAAAUCUGUCCAAUUCAUUAUGGCAUAUCAACUUGGAUACUGAUAAUAAAUGUCUGCUCAACAUCGUCUCCCAUUGUAACCACAUCAGAAAGGGUUAGGAGUGGUCAAUGAUUCUGAAAGGAAAAAUAUAUGAACCUCUUUAAGUGUUUUCCUUUUUCCUGUAAUAUGGCCGAGGCACAGUUAUAUUUGCUGUGAUGAGGGGGAAGACAUCUGAUGAAAGGGUUUUACGUAGGCCUAGGUCUUAACAUGUCAUUAAUUCAAUUUAACAAAUAAGAACACGUGGAAGAGACUUCGGGGCUAGUAGUGUAGUAAAUUACUUUUGUCCUCUUGAAACCAGGACCAAUGAGUUCUUGACCCCUCCCUCCAUUAACUGUGUCCAGUUCUGUUUCUUCUUCUCUGUUUGCAGUUUUAGCUUUACAGUUGUAAUUGGCCUUAUUGUAAUGUGUUUUUUUUUUUUUAUUGGUUUACACUAAUAAUACUUGUUGCUGUAAACGUGGGUUCAGAAAUAAAGUCGGUAUUGGAACAGCAAUUACGUUGUUUUUAUUUUCCCUCAUUUUCCCUUGUGAACACACUGAGCUAUACAUCACAUUUUAUCACAUAAAUACAGACUUGGUAGACCUGGUGUUUAAGGUUUUAUACAUGUAUAAAGAGGUCUGCAGAGGUCUGGACUCUGGACAUGAGAGGUCACAGUGGUUUCCAGGUCUACAUAUUCAUAAAUGUUUUCAAGCUCCAGGCUACAGCUUGUGAAUGAAACAUGCUUUUAAUUGGAAACCGAUCCGGAAGCCUAAAAAAGAGGAAAGGUGAGAAUACAAACCCUCGAAAGUCAUAGUGAACCCACAAGACCUUAGAGAAACACGAGGACAACCAAAGUUUGAUACAAUAUAAUUCACUUUUAUUUUGAGAAGCACAAACGCUGCCUGCCUGUCGGAUUUGUCAAUCAUCCAUAAACUUUUUUGUUUUGUUUUUGCCUCUGCAUAAAGAAAAGUGUUAAAUAUUUUGUCGUGUCUUCUCCCUAUACAAUCAGGACAGCUACAGCCUGAACAUCAAACACAGUUAAGAAUCAAACAAAGUAUUUACAAAAUAUACUCUUUUUUUUUUU
This is a messenger RNA of Esox lucius (northern pike), 6423 nucleotides long. RefSeq names its product microtubule-associated protein tau b (gene maptb). Gene Ontology annotation, cellular component: neuron projection. Bases 315 to 3116 code for a protein of 933 amino acids. Lineage: Eukaryota; Metazoa; Chordata; Actinopteri; Esociformes; Esocidae. Gene Ontology annotation, molecular function: microtubule binding. Gene Ontology annotation, biological process: neuron projection development; microtubule cytoskeleton organization. The record is from RefSeq and is a predicted model, not a curated record. The transcript has 12 exons.